CUAAUGUUUCAGGAAAAAAAAACAUUCUGAUCAUCAUCAUCAGAGUCUAUGGAUAUAAACUGGUGCCUCAUCUUCUUCUUUGUCCUCACAUUUUCUCCUUCAGGUCCCACAAAAAUACACGUGAAUUGAAUGGUUCCACUUGUUGAAGGCGCAGCAGAACCUUACUGUUACCUUCAAUGGCGACCCAUUCAGGUACCGCACAGGUUUUAUCCUAUUCAGUCCUCACCAACCACUCUCUAAAACCACCAUCUCUCUUCCAUCGCAGAGUCUCUGUUAACUCGAUUCCCCUUGCUCUCAAUGGAGUUCUAUGCAUUGAAAAGAGGUCAUUUUUGUCCAAUACAGCAACCCCAAUAAGACCCUUUAGGUUCAAUUCAAGUUUCUUACAAAUGGGGUCUCAGGGAAAUUGCCAAAGUAGAGAUAUUUCAACAAAUUCAGCUGGAAGUGAAACUGGCAGCACUUCCUCACUCACCCAAAGUGUGUUUGGGCUAUCUCAUUUGAUUGUGUCCCUAGGGCUUAUUAUUGCUAUGGACAAGUUUUUGAAGCAAGCAUUUGUAGCUGCUGCCAUCAAGUUCCCCAGUGCAUUGUUUGGAAUGUUCUGUAUAUUUUCAGUUUUGAUUAUUCUUGACUCCACUGUGCCUGCUGCUGCUAAAGCAUUGAUGAACUUCUUUGAGCCGGCUUUACUGUUCAUACAGAGAUGGCUCCCUUUGUUCUAUGUUCCGUCUUUGGUUGUCUUGCCCCUUUCUGUGAAAGAUAUUCCUGCUGCUUCUGGCAUCAAAAUUAGCCUUAUUGUAGUUGGAGGAUGGCUUGCUACACUUUGUGUUGCUGGUUUCACGGCUAUAGCAGUAAGAAAAGCUGUGAAAACUGAAAUGACAGAGGCUGAGCCUAUGGGAAAGCCCUCUCCAUUUUCUUCUAUUGAAGUGUGGGCAUGGACUGGGGUUCUUCUUAUAUCGUUUGUUUCUGCAUUAUUUUACCCAACAUCACUGGGGACAAGUGCCAGAACUUGCCUUCCGUUUUUGCUUGCAGCCACAGUGUUAGGAUACAUGGUUGGUUCUGGAUUGCCAUCAAAUGUGAAGAAGGUCUUCCAUCCUAUAAUUUGCUGUGCAUUAUCAGCAGAUCUGACAGCGUUUGCUUUUGGGUAUUUUUCCAAGUCAGGUCUUGAUCCUGUUUUAGGAUAUUACCUCACAAAUGCAUCUACUAAUCCUGGAGCUGGUGACAUUUUAAUGGGAUUUUUGGGAUCUGUUAUUCUCUCCUUUUCCUUCUCUAUGUUCAAGCAAAGAAAGCUUGUGAAAAGGCAUGCAGCUGAGAUUUUCACCUCUGUCAUCAUCUCAACAGUAUUCUCACUGUAUUCAACCGCGCUUGUUGGACGUCUUGUUCAGUUAGAGCCAUCUUUAACCGUGUCCAUUCUACCAAGAUGUAUAACAGUGGCACUGGCCCUUAGCAUUGUGUCCUUGUUUGACGGUGCCAAUCCAUCUCUCACAGCAGCUGUGGUUGUAGUAACUGGUCUAGUUGGAGCAAAUUUUGUGCAAGCAACUCUUGAUAAACUCCGUUUUCAAGAUCCAAUUGCUCGAGGAAUAGCAACUGCUUCUAGUGCCCACGGGCUUGGAACAGCAGCUUUGUCUGCCAAGGAACCUGAGGCUCUCCCAUUUUGUGCCAUUGCUUAUGCUCUGAAUGGUAUAUUUGGAUCCUUACUAUGCUCAAUUCCAGCUGUUAGACAAAGCUUGAUUGCAAUUAUUGGCUGAAAUUGUCAUUAAUAUCACAAUAUGGUACUAAUUUCAUUCCUUUAUAUGCUAUCACUUCCAUUGUUUAUUUGAUGGCUGCACAUAUGUAUAGAGAAAUAUUAAGAUCCGCAAAUAAAUUUAGUAGCACCAUUUUGUCUAUUGUAUAGGAAGCAAUAAUCCAUUUGGGUAUAUUUAUGUCAUAUACUACAAUGACAAUUAUUUAUGGUGUACUUGUUUUUUCUCAAAGUGAGGAGAAUUCUUUA
This is a messenger RNA of Lotus japonicus, 1981 nucleotides long. Its product is annotated as plastidal glycolate/glycerate translocator 1, chloroplastic. NCBI's taxonomy places the organism in Eukaryota, Viridiplantae, Streptophyta, Magnoliopsida, Fabales, Fabaceae. The record is from RefSeq and is a predicted model, not a curated record. The transcript is spliced from 8 exons. Bases 177 to 1739 code for a protein of 520 amino acids.